AUGUCAGACUAUUCUGUAUCUGAUAAUGAAGCUUUGGAAAAAGACGAUACCGAUACCAGGCCAUCCAGAAGCACCUCCGAAUCCCUCAGACUGGGUUCCUCGAGCUCCAAGAGCAAUAUCGCCCCAUACACCGUUCUGGACUACUAUGAGCUUACCCUCCCACUUAUAAAUGGUCGUUGCCUCCAGUCACUGAAUGUCCACUCCUUCCUCCGAACCUUGGUUGAUUUCCUGCUCCUACAUUCCUUCCAGCUAAAGGCGCUUCAGAAGCGUGAAAUUAAGCUUGCAGACUUGUCAUUACACACUUUUGGCAAUGACUUGCAGGGUCUACUAAUAAAGUCGGUUCUUCCGAAGACCACGCAAACACAGUAUACCGCUCGCCUCCGACACAAGCUUGUGGAAUUGUGCCCGAUUUUCAUUCUUGCCAUGUACAUGUUUGCCCGGUUCCAUGUCCCCGACACUUAUGGAGAAUACGAUCUCACCGAGGAACUGUUGCAACAUGAGCAAUUCCUAGACUACAAGCUUCUCAAUGGUGGCAACAAAUUGCGCCCCCUUUCCUACUCCCAGCAAUACAAAGCAUCCACAAAAAUUCUCAAGAUUAAUGACAAGUUCAAGCCAAUUCACUUGGGAAAAAUCCUCACGUCUCAGUAUAACACGGACCCAGAAUUGGGCCUUGUUUCUGAGAGCACCAUGAACCUCAAAUGCCUGAGCCACUCGAUCGACAACAUUCAAGUCGAGACUCUUUGCAACUUUGCCGGGUUCGAAAACGAGAAAUCCUACAGCAUCGAACGGGCGAAACGAGAGCCUCCCGCUUCAGUUGUCGAACAAAUCUUUCCGUUCCUUAACAAACACACAUAUGGCCAGAACGCUGAUUUCGACAAGUUAUUCCGUCUUCUAGACUAUAUCAGAAAGACACUUGUCCAGGACAUGGUGGAGGUGAAGAAGAGAUUUCCAGAGAAUCUUAUAUGCGAGCAUGCAAUAUUUUCUUCCCAGGAGUUUUGUGAUUUCGCUGGUAUUUCGAAGGAGCAAAACGACAACUUCACUCGCAAGUCAAUUGAAUCCACCCCCGAGUCAUCCUACGCGUCUUCACCUGAAUUGGCCGAGAAUGAUAUUCUCAAGGAUGGCGAGGUGCCCAAUUCCAUUCCUAAAAAACGUCAUGCGUCGAAUGACCACCCGUUUGAAGGAAGGAAACGGAUAAAGCAUCUCGAGAAAAUGGUCGGUCAGAUGCAAAAAUUACAAGAGUCGAUGGCGAGGGAGAUGGCGCAGUUUAUCGAGCAGCAGUCUGCUCAAAUAGACGAGCAAUCCAAUACUUUGAAGAAGCUCAUGAGCAGCACCGACGGCCUUUCCAUCCUUUUGGCCACAAGGAAUCCCAACACAACAGCAUACACCAAGCAAAUUCUUGACCAGAAUAAUGCUCAUUUAACUCAACUCAAUCGCCAACUUGCUCAAAGCAAUAGCGAUGGUCUCAGCAUUUCUCUGAAGUGGAACUCUCAGGUGCAACAAAUUGGGUUACAAUCGACCCAAUACCACGAAAAAUAUGGUGAAGCACGUAUGCGGGUACUAAUGUCCACGCCCGCUCCUGAGGUGGAAACCGUGGAUGAGGUCUUUAGCAACUUUGCCUUGUGGCACCGCUCCUUAGCCGAUCACAAUAUCUCAUUGGACGAAUGGGCGGCUGCUCAUAACGCAGACGACCGCUCCUUGCUUGAUACUAGAACAGCCCUUGUGAGGUUUUUGGAGACAGAAGCAGCCAAGCGCCAAGUUCCUAUUCAAGUCAUGAUUGGCAAGUUGCAGGCGAAGUUGCAAAAUCAGAAGUUGUCUAUGGUAUUGCCCGACAUGGGUAAACAAAUCCUCGCAGGUGGCACCAUCUUGCUCGACUGA
Candidozyma duobushaemuli is the source of this 1875-nucleotide messenger RNA. RefSeq lists its product as uncharacterized. Lineage: Eukaryota; Fungi; Ascomycota; Pichiomycetes; Serinales; Metschnikowiaceae. The coding region runs from base 1 to 1875 and encodes 624 amino acids. The transcript has a single exon. The record is from RefSeq and is a predicted model, not a curated record. Gene Ontology annotation, molecular function: DNA binding.